Molecule: messenger RNA, 740 nt
Organism: Penicilliopsis zonata CBS 506.65
Lineage: Eukaryota; Fungi; Ascomycota; Eurotiomycetes; Eurotiales; Aspergillaceae
Exons: 3
Coding region: 185-697 (170 amino acids)
Source: RefSeq, a predicted model, not a curated record
CAAGGGGGGGCGCAGGAAACAGAAUCGAUCUCUCGUUGAAAAUGCAGAGGAUGUCCAUGCUAAAUACAUGUGCGUUCCUCGCGUGGUCGGCCAUGGUUCUAUCAUGAUGCAACCAACAUAUUAAUAUCAGCUUCUUCGUUCACUUGAUCCUCCGAAUUCACAAGAUCUUUACUUUUCUAUCAACAUGAACAUCAUCUAUCUUCUCCUCUGGGCGACAGUCGUCUUGUCCACCUGGCCAUCACACGGCAGGAUAUUGCCAUUACCUUUGGCCUCAGAGACUGUUUCUGCUUCUCCUGCUUCUCUCUUGGACCAGAAAAUCAUUACGGAUACAGAUAAUCGUAUACGCGAGCCUCAAACACUUGACGAAUCUCAAGAAUCUGAAAAUCGCAAGCCACUUCACGGCGACUUUGUCCAGAAACCAGCGACAACAACAGCACACCUUCCAACCCACACAGGGUCCUGCUCGUUCGAUCGACGGCUGGGAAAGCGUCCUCGCAGUCCACCCUCGCCGUACUGGACCCUUGUUCUACACCAUACGAAAUGGCUGUUUCUCCCUGUUGCCAUUCUGCUGGCGGGCCUGGCGGUUGGGUUGGUGGAAUUGGCCGAGUGGGCGUGUAGACGGUGGAAUCGGGUAGAUCUGGUAGAGAGACAAGAGACUAGAGAAAAACAAUAUACAGACAGUCUAUCACUUGUUUAAAAUUUUACCUUUGAGACUUAUAAUAAAAAGGCAGUGACUAAUC